GCGUGCCCCGCCUGGCCAGGCGCUGGAGCGCAGGGCGCGGCCAGGGCGGGGUGUCGGGCAGUCUCCCGCGGAUGCCGAGUGCAGCCGACCGCCGCGAGCCACUGCACCGAGCUAGCCGAGGCGCCGCGCCCUGAAGCCGCCCCGUCCGGUCCCCCGCCUUGCGCAAGGGCGCCGCGGGGAUGGGGAGUCGCCGGGGCCUGGGCCAGCUGCCGGCCGGCCUCUGUGUGCUCCUAGGCGCGCUGCAGCUCCUGACUCGGACGCAAGCCGCUGACCCUGUGGAUGUGCUGGAGGCCCUGGGGGUGCGCGGAGGUCAGGCUGGGGUCCCCAAGGGGCCUGGCUUUUGCCCCCAGAGGGCGCCCGAUGGCGACCAGGCCUUCAGAGUGGACAGGGCCAGCGUGCUGGGUGCCCCCACGUUGCAGCUCUUCCCAGACGGGCACUUUCCUGAGAACUUCUCCAUGCUGAUGACCCUGCGGGCCCAGCCGGCCAACCAGUCUGUGCUUCUGUCCAUUUACGACGAGAAGGGGGCCCGGCAGCUGGGCCUGGCGCUGGGGCCGGCUCUGGGCCUCCUAGGUGGUUCCUUCAGUUCCCUCCCUCAGCAGGUGCAGCUCACCGAUGGCAGGUGGCACCGCGUGGCAGUCAGUGUAGAUGGCGGGACGGUAACCCUGGUGGCUGACUGCAAACCUUGGCCCCCCGUGUUGGGUCAGGGGCCUCGAUUCAUCAGCACGGCUGGACUCACUGUGCUGGGGACCCAGGACCCUGGGGAGGACGCUUUCGAGGGAGACAUCCAGGAGCUUCUCAUAAGUCCAGAUCCCCAGGCUGCCUUCCGGGCCUGUGAGCAGUACCUCCCCGGCUGUGACAACCUGGAUCCCACAACCACAGGGGCCCCCCAGGGUGAGCCGGAAACUCCUCCUCCUCGACGCAAGGGGAAGGGGAAAGGCAGGAAGAAGGGGCGAGGUCGCAAGGGAAAGGGCAGAAAGAAGAAGAAUCAGGAGACCUUGACCAUGAGUCCACCUCCUGGCUCCCUGGAGAACCAGACGUCCACGGCAGUUCCUAAGACAGAGACACCAGCUCCGAAUCUGCUUCCAACGCCCACACCUUUGGCCACCGCUGCCACCACCAUUGUGACUGUCGGUCACAACGUCACCAUCGUAGAGGAGACCCUGGACCCUGACAGUGGAAAUGAGCUGGGGACCCCAGAGACUGAGGCAGACGAAGAUGAAGAUGACAAAGAGGAAGGAGGUGGCCCCACCAUGGGCCCUGACUUCAAGGCAGCAGAGCAGCCAUCUCUGACCGAGUUCCAGAUCUUCCCUGGCGCUGGAGAGAAAGGAGCCAAAGGAGAACCCGCGGUGAUCGAGCAGGGACAGCAGUUUGAGGGACCCCCCGGCGCCGCAGGACCCCAGGGGGUGGUUGGCCCCAGAGGCCCUCCUGGACCCCCUGGAUUCCCAGGGGACCGUGGCUUACCGGGCCCUGCUGGCCUCCCAGGGAUCCCUGGCAUGGAUGGGAUCCGGGGUCCCCCAGGCACCGUGAUCAUGAUGCCGUUCCAGUUUGCGGGCAGCUCCCUCAAAGGCCCUCCAGUCUCCUUCCAGCAGGCCCAGGCCCAGGCAGUGCUGCAGCAGGCUCAGCUGUCCAUGAAAGGUCCGCCUGGCCCGGUGGGGCUCACCGGGCGUCCAGGCCCCGUGGGUCUCCCUGGAUAUCCGGGUAUGAAAGGAGAGAUGGGAGAAAUGGGGCCACAGGGUCCUCGAGGCCUGCAGGGCCCCCCUGGGCCCCCUGGCAGAGAGGGCAAGAUGGGCCGCUCUGGAGCAGAUGGAGCUCGGGGCCUCCCAGGGGACACAGGCCCCAAGGGUGACCGGGGCUUUGAUGGCCUUCCAGGGCUGCCUGGUGAGAAGGGCCAAAGGGGCGACUUUGGCCAUGUGGGACAACCUGGCCCCCCGGGAGAGGAUGGUGAGAAGGGAGCGGAGGGUCCUCCAGGGCCUACCGGCCAGGCUGGCGAGCCGGGGCCGCGAGGACUGAUCGGCCCCAGAGGCUCCCCUGGCCCCCCCGGACGCCCGGGUGCCACAGGAAGCGACGGGGCUCCAGGUGCCAAAGGCAAUGUGGGUCCUCCGGGAGAGCCAGGCCCUCCAGGACAGCAGGGAAACCCAGGGUCACAGGGGAUCCCCGGCCCCCAGGGACUCAUCGGGACUCCUGGGGAGAAGGGCCCUCCUGGAAAUGCAGGGAUUCAGGGCCCCCCAGGAGCUGACGGUCCUCCGGGUCACCCGGGCCAGGAGGGCCCCACGGGAGAAAAGGGGUCCCAGGGCCCAGCGGGGUCGGCAGGUCCUCCGGGCUACCCGGGCCCUCGAGGCGUGAAGGGUACUUCUGGCAAUCGGGGUGUCCAGGGAGAGAAAGGCGAGAAGGGAGAGGACGGCUUCCCUGGCUUCAAGGGUGACGGGGGCCUCAAAGGCGAUCGGGGGCAGCCUGGACCCCCAGGUCCUCGUGGAGAAGACGGUCCUGAGGGCCCAAAGGGGCCGGAGGGGCUGCCCGGUGAGGAAGGUCCCCCAGGUGCAGCUGGAGAGAAGGGCAAGCUGGGGGUGCCAGGUCUCCCCGGGUACCCCGGACGUCCGGGCCCUAAGGGAUCCAUUGGAUUUCCUGGGCCCCUGGGCCCACUAGGAGAGAAAGGGAAGCGGGGCAAAGCAGGGCAGCCGGGGCUAGAAGGAGAGCGAGGACCACCAGGCUCCCGUGGGGAGCGGGGACAGCCAGGGGCUACGGGGCAGCCAGGUCCCAAGGGUGACGUGGGCCAGGAUGGAGCCCCCGGUGUCCCUGGAGAAAAGGGCCUCCCUGGUCUGCAAGGCCCCCCGGGAUUCCCUGGGCCUAAGGGCCCUCCCGGUUCCCAGGGGAAAGACGGGCGACCGGGGCACCCCGGACAGAGAGGAGAAUUGGGCUUCCAAGGUCAGACAGGCCCGCCUGGACCAGCUGGUGUCCUAGGGCCCCAGGGAAAGACAGGAGAAGCUGGGCCUCUGGGGGAGAGGGGCCCCCCAGGUCCUCCAGGGCCACCUGGAGAGCAAGGUCUUCCGGGCCUGGAAGGCAGAGAAGGCGCCAAGGGGGAGCUGGGCCCACCAGGGCCCCUGGGAAAAGAGGGGCCAGCUGGUCCCAGGGGCUUCCCUGGCCCCAAAGGAGCCCCCGGUGACCCAGGGCCUGUCGGCUUGAAGGGUGACAAGGGUCCCCCAGGCCCAGUUGGGGCCAAUGGCUCCCCAGGAGAGCGAGGUCCUUUGGGCCCAGCUGGCGGCAUUGGGCUCCCUGGCCAAAGCGGAGGCCAAGGCCCUGUUGGCCCUGCAGGCGAGAAGGGGUCCCUGGGAGAGCGCGGUGCUGCUGGCCCCACUGGCAAGGAUGGGAUCCCAGGACCCCUGGGGCUCCCGGGCCCUUCUGGGGCUCCUGGGCCUUCCGGCGAGGAAGGGGACAAGGGAGAAGUGGGUGCGCCCGGUCACAAGGGAAACAAAGGAGAUAAAGGAGAAGCGGGCCCCCCUGGACCAACAGGGAUCCGAGGUCCUGCAGGACACCCAGGCUCCCCUGGAGCAGACGGAGCUCAGGGCCGCCGGGGACCCCCAGGCCUCUUUGGGCAGAAAGGAGAUGACGGCCUCAGAGGCUUUGUGGGGGUCAUUGGCCCCCCUGGCCUACAGGGGCUGCCUGGCCCUCCUGGAGAGAAAGGGGAGGUUGGAGACGUAGGCUCCAUGGGUCCCCACGGAGCUCCAGGUCCCCGGGGUCCCCAUGGGCCCAGUGGAGCAGAGGGCCCUCCAGGGCCGCCUGGAGGGGUUGGUCAGCCCGGAGCCGUGGGCGAGAAGGGUGAGCCAGGGGACGCUGGAGAGCCAGGACCCCCAGGAUCCCCCGGCGUCCCGGGGCCCAAGGGAGAAGUUGGUGAAAAGGGGGAUUCGGGCCCAUCUGGAGCUGCUGGACCCCCAGGCAAGAAGGGGCCCCCCGGAGAGGAUGGCGCCAAAGGAAACAUGGGCCCCACGGGGCUCCCCGGAGACCUAGGACCCCCAGGAGACCCUGGAGUUUCGGGUGCAGAUGGUGCCCCAGGGGAGAAAGGAGACCCUGGAGAUGUCGGGGGACCGGGCCCGCCUGGCGCUUCUGGGGAGCCCGGUGCCCGUGGGCCUCCUGGCAAGAGGGGUCCUCCGGGCCGCAUGGGUCGAGAAGGCAGAGAAGGGGAGAAAGGUUCUAAGGGGGAGCCAGGUCCUGAUGGGCCUCCCGGGAGGACAGGCCCCGUUGGGGCUCGAGGGCCGCCCGGGCGUGUCGGGCCUGAGGGUCUUCCAGGGAUCCCAGGCCCCGUGGGUGAACCGGGCCUCCUGGGAGCCCCCGGACAGAUGGGCCCCCCAGGCCCCCUGGGGCCGUCUGGCCUCCCGGGGCUGAAGGGAGACGCCGGCCCCAAGGGGGAGAAGGGCCACAUCGGACUGAUUGGCCUCAUCGGCCCCCCUGGGGAGGCUGGAGAGAAGGGAGACCAGGGGUUGCCAGGUGUGCAAGGCCCCCCUGGCCCCCAGGGAGACCCUGGUCCCCCUGGUCCCAUCGGGGCUGUGGGCCACCCUGGGCCCCCAGGCGUGGCGGGUCCUCUGGGACAGAAGGGCUCAAAGGGGUCCCCGGGAUCCCUUGGUCCCCGGGGAGACACUGGACCUGCAGGACCCCCUGGCCCCCCGGGCCCCCCUGCGGAACUGCACGAGCUGCGCCAGCGCAGGCGGAGGCGUUCGGUCCCAGGGAAGCCAGAGACGCCGGAUGGCGGCCUGGAGGAGGUGCUGGCGUCUCUCACGUCCCUGAGCUUGGAGCUGGAGCAGCUGCGGCGCCCUCCCGGCACGGCUGAGCACCCGGGCCUCGUGUGCCACGAGCUGCACCGCAACCACCCGCACCUGCCUGAUGGGGAGUACUGGAUUGACCCCAAUCAGGGCAGCACGCGGGAUGCUCUCAGGGUUUUUUGCAACUUCACGGCGGGAGGCGAGACCUGUCUACAUCCGGACAAGAAAUUUGAGAUGGUGAAGCUGGCCUCCUGGUCCAAGGAAAAGCCUGGGGGCUGGUACAGCACCUUCCGACGAGGGAAGAAGUUCUCCUACGUGGACGCCGACGGGGCGCCGGUGAAUGUGGUCCAGUUCACCUUUCUGAAGCUGCUGAGUGCCAGCGCCCGCCAGAGCUUCACCUACACCUGCCAGAACUCGGCUGCCUGGCUGGACGAGGCUGCGGGUGACCACAGCCGCUCCCUCCGCUUCCUCGGGGCCAACGGGGAGGAGCUGGCCUUCAACCAGACGGCAGCGGCCACUGUCAGUGUCCCUCAUGAUGGCUGCCGGCUCCGGAAGGGACAGGCGAAGACCCUCUUGGAGUUCAGCUCUUCCCGAGUGGGCUUCCUGCCCCUGUGGGAUGUGGCGGCCGUGGACUUCGGCCAGACGAACCAGAAGUUUGGGUUUGAACUGGGCCCUGUCUGCUUUAGCAGCUGAGGGUGGGAGGGGCUCUGAGGGAGCCCCACGUGGGGCACAAUGGUGCUGAGGCUUUGAAGCCACCAUAUUUAUCGUCUCCUGGGAAGACCCCGGAGCCAGCAGGUGUGACUGGGCUCAUCGUGGUCAAAACGGAGGUCCUACUCCCUUCCAGGAGGCCGAGGGUUGGACUCCCUGGCUCAGGGUCCAGCCUCCCCCACCGCACUCGAGGUGGUUUAACUGUAGUCUGGCUUUCUCGUCUCCAUCUGCACCCAACAUUCAACUUCCACCUGACCCCAUAGGACCCUCGUACAAUAACCGACUCAGACCCUCCGCUCAGCCAAUGCCUGCCCUCCCCUCCGUGCCCUUGAACGCCCUUUGGUGCUACCUUUGCCCAGAGUUAAGCACUGGAUUUCUCCUGAUCCCAGGCCGGACCCCUUUGCUCAUUCCUCUUCCCAGGUGGGUCCGUGGUGAACAGAUUGAAGUCAGACUGCAGAGGGAAGCGGCCCUUCCCUUGGCCAGGCUGUGUGUUCCCUCUGCUGCCUUGGCCCAGCUCUGCAGACUCCCCUCCCCCGCUGCCCGUUUCCCCAAGGUCACCUUGCCCUGCCAAAUGGUUUGGGGACCAAGAUGGUGGGGGUGAAUCAGGAUCCUAAUGGUGCUGCCCUAUUUAUAGCCGGGUCUGUAUUAAAAGGGAAAGAGCUCCUCUGUUGUGUAUUGAAUCUGCUUCCUCGGGAGAGAAGGCUAGAACAUGAUGGAAGAGAUUCCAGCACAGCCCCCGGCCCUCGCCCCUUGGGCUGCAGGGCAUAAUUGGCAUCUCAAGUCUGAGAAUAAACCAACGAACUGUG
Molecule: messenger RNA, 6265 nt
Organism: Oryctolagus cuniculus (rabbit)
Lineage: Eukaryota; Metazoa; Chordata; Mammalia; Lagomorpha; Leporidae
Gene: COL5A3
Product: collagen type V alpha 3 chain
Cellular component (GO): extracellular matrix
Molecular function (GO): extracellular matrix structural constituent
Source: RefSeq, a predicted model, not a curated record